Messenger RNA from Pyricularia oryzae 70-15, 784 nucleotides. RefSeq lists its product as uncharacterized. The transcript is spliced from 3 exons. NCBI's taxonomy places the organism in Eukaryota, Fungi, Ascomycota, Sordariomycetes, Magnaporthales, Pyriculariaceae. The record is from RefSeq and is a predicted model, not a curated record. Bases 182 to 442 code for a protein of 86 amino acids.
GUUUGAUUCGCCAGAGUCCUAGUUUUGUAGGGGAUACACGAGGCAUUUUCAAAAAAAAAGUAAUCCAUUGAAUUGAGGAAUUGAAACAUCGUUCGAGUUGGUUUCUCCACUUUCCGGCGAGGUACGGAAUACGUUUCCAGCGCGGCGGUACGAAGUACUAUCUAUACAUGGAUAGCAAUGCAUGAGCGCAGGCAGUACCAACGCACUUCGUACGAAGUACUUCAAAUGUGCCGGCCAGGGGGGCAGGUUCACAGCACGGUCAGAGGCUGUAGAAAACGACAGAUUCAACAUGGCUCCGUCCCGGCGUAAAACCUCGGAAUCCUUUUGUUAUCCCGACGUACCGCCGCGGCACGCUGUCCAUAACGCCGCGGAAAAUCCGGCUCCGCUUUUCUGCCACGAACCUGCAGUUGGGAUCCUAUAUGCUACUCUACUCAGUGCCUAGGUAGAGCAAGCAAAUGAUGCCUCGGAAUUGCUGCUUGGAGUAGUUUGGAUUGAUCAUUGGUUGGCUUUCUCCCCCUGAUUGUUCAGAUCAGACCAAUCCCAACUUCAAUCACUUGUAGGGUUAAAUUCUGGUGCUUGCAAUUAUCGACAAGAUAAAGGGUGGGUGGACAUCACUAGGACAUGGACACGAGGCCUGGAUACGCACUCAGCCCCCUUCAAGCCCACCCAAUGGAACUGGCAACCACAUCCAUCACAUACUAGGUGGAUAGGCAGGUAAGGUACUUCGUAGUUGAUUGCUCCAUAGUAUCAAUGCAGUCUGCAAGGCUCAGAAACAGAAAUUCGC